AUGUCUACCAUUAAGUUUGAUUAUAAACAAUACCUUCCUACAAUUGACGCCAUUUUAAGUGUUGCCAAUUUGGAAGAAAUAACUGUGAAAAGAAUAAGAAAUGCAUUACAAGAAUUAUUUGAAGUGGAUCUAACCCCAAAUAAGAAACAAAUCAAUGAAGUGAUAUUACAACGAUACCAUGAUUUAGUUGAAAGACGAGAAAAUGAUGAAAAACGCAAACAAGAAAUCGAUAGGAAAGAAAUGGAGAGACAAGAUGCUCUUUUGGCAGCUAAGUUACUGAGAGAAGAAAUGGGUAGGUUUGGGAAACGAACUAUUCGUAAGGCAACACAAACAGCAUCAAAAAUAAAAUCAUCGAAAUCAAAAUCCAAUACAAAACGUCUGGCCCCUAAUAAUGCUUUUAAUAGAGAAAUGGCAUUAUCUCCAGAAUUAACCAAUGUGAUUGGUGUUGAUAAAUGUUCAAGGCCACAGGUGGUAAAACUUUUAUGGGCAUAUAUUAAAGAUCACAAUUUACAAAAUCCCCAAGAUAAACGACAAAUUGAAUGUGAUGAAAAAUUGCAAAAAUUAUUUAAAAAAAAGAGUGUUGGUGCAUUCCAUAUGAAUAAGAUUUUAAGUGAUCAUAUCUUUAAACCAGAAGAUUGGGAAACAAGUUUUUCUUCCACUGGAAUUGGAAGUAGUAUGACUGAAGAAGAUCCUGAUCCCGAUACUACACAAGACUUUGCAAAUAAUGUCAAAGAGGAAAGUGUUUCAGAAGAAGAGUAA
Molecule: messenger RNA, 759 nt
Organism: Candida albicans SC5314
Lineage: Eukaryota; Fungi; Ascomycota; Pichiomycetes; Serinales; Debaryomycetaceae
Exons: 4
Coding region: 1-759 (252 amino acids)
Biological process (GO): nucleolar large rRNA transcription by RNA polymerase I; transcription initiation at RNA polymerase I promoter
Cellular component (GO): nucleus; RNA polymerase I upstream activating factor complex
Molecular function (GO): RNA polymerase I cis-regulatory region sequence-specific DNA binding
Source: RefSeq, a predicted model, not a curated record